AUGAGCUUGAACCAACCUGUCAGCCCGCCCGUAUCAAGACGAAAGACACCAAUACCAGCUUCAUCUUCGUUGCUUGCACCUGCGCCGACUUGGAGUUUCGAUGACGUACCUAAACCAACACUGACAUUUCCACCCUCGCAACCAUCCCCACGGCACAAGCAGGCCAAUCAAAGUGCUGCAAGCAGCAGCGAGGCAUCGAAGCAAGAGAAUGUUGAUGCAGUCGCUGGGAGCAAUAUCAGGCGUAUUGCUUCGCCGCUUCAACUCACCAGGAUUCGAGAUCUGGCGCCUCAUCAGAAUGUUGAUACUGUGGAGUUGAAGAACAUCUUGGGUGAUCCCAUGAUCAAAGAGUGUUGGAACUUCAACUUCUUGUUUGAUCUCGACUUUGUGAUGCAGCAAUUUGAUGAAGAUGUUAGAGAUUUGGUCAAGGUCAAAAUCAUACAUGGCUUCUGGAGGCGAGACGAUGAGCGGCGGAUAUAUCUGAUGGAGACAGCGGAGCAAUAUUCCAAUGUUGAGCUUAUCAGCGCAUAUCUUCCAGAUCGAUAUGGAACACACCACUCGAAGAUGCUUGUGCUCUUUCGACAUGAUGAUUGUGCCCAGAUCAUCAUCCACACUGCCAACAUGAUCUCGAAAGACUGGACAAAUAUGACACAGGCAGUGUGGCGGUCGCCCCUUCUUCCACUGUUGACAUUCAAUUCGAUGCCGAAUGGGCCACAUACCGUCGGAAGCGGUGAGCGGUUUCAAGUCGACCUCCUCCGCUACUUGGGCAGAUAUGAGCAUCGUCUGCGUAAGUUGAGUGAGCAACUAGCUAUUUACGACUUCUCCACUGUCAAAGCCGCUUUCUUAAGUAGUACUCCAUCCGGAUCAUCACGACAAGUCGUCAGCGAGGCGAAUCCCACACAGCAGACUUCAUUCGGCUGGCUUGGUCUGCAAGAGAUACUGAGCGCGGUACCCAUUGCAGCACAGAAGCAUUCGAAAACACGACCGCAUAUCGUCCUCCAGGUUUCGUCGAUCGCAACGCUGGGUGCUGCGCCAACAUGGCUCUCGCACUUCCAAUCUAUGCUCUCACGCACUCGCACACCACGACAGUUUUCGAACAAGACAGAGCCCAAAUUCAACGUUAUUUUCCCUACGCCAGAAGAAUUACGCACCUCCUUGGAUGGUUAUGAAUCUGGUGCCUCAAUACACACAAAGGUGCAAUCUCCACAGCAGCAAAAGCAGUUACAAUACCUCCUGCCUUUGUUCUGCCACUGGAAGCAACCGUCGUCGUCGAUAUCAGCUCCCUCAACAGGGCUGCGUAAAGAAGCACACCGAGGACCCGCAGCUCCACACAUCAAGACAUACAUCCGCUUCACUGACGAGACGCAUGAGAGCAUCGACUGGGCGCUCCUUACGAGUGCCAACCUCAGCAAGCAGGCCUGGGGUGACGUUGCAGAUAAGCAAGGUAAAAUAUGGAUUCAGAGCUACGAAACAGGUGUACUGGUGUGGCCAGAACUCUUUGGCGAGCGUGAAAGCAAGGUCAGCAUGGUACCGGUCUUUGGGAAAGACGCGCUACAGACCGAGGACGAAAUCGAUGUACAGCCACGCCAGAGCGAGACAAAGCCGGAGAGCGAUAAGGGCAAAGCACCUGUUCACAACCUUGUCAAGAAGCAGGUUGUGGUCGGCUUGCGCAUGCCCUACGACCUACCACUCAGCUCGUACGCUGCAAAAGACAUGCCUUGGUGCGCGACUCAGGAAUACUCAGAACCGGACUGGAAAGGGCGCACAUGGAAAGGCUUCCAGCCACGCUAG
Macroventuria anomochaeta is the source of this 1788-nucleotide messenger RNA. RefSeq names its product phospholipase D/nuclease. Gene Ontology annotation, biological process: double-strand break repair; single strand break repair. The coding region runs from base 1 to 1788 and encodes 595 amino acids. NCBI's taxonomy places the organism in Eukaryota, Fungi, Ascomycota, Dothideomycetes, Pleosporales, Didymellaceae. The transcript has 4 exons. Gene Ontology annotation, cellular component: nucleus. The record is from RefSeq and is a predicted model, not a curated record. Gene Ontology annotation, molecular function: double-stranded DNA binding; single-stranded DNA binding; 3'-tyrosyl-DNA phosphodiesterase activity.